CUAAAUGAUCUCCUUUUAAUCGAUCCUCUGCCAAAAAUACUGACCCAUUAAUGAUCUUCUUAAAGCAUUUUGUCUGCUCAGAUGGCUCUGCUAUAAACCAUGGCUAUGAGUCCAACUUCUGAUGUUGUGACGAAUCCAGUUUUUGACACUGGCAUCAAUGCCUUGGUUGAUUACACUAUUUGGGUUCCAAAGAUCAAAUCCGGGAAAAAAGCCGGGCUUGAGCCGUCAUGGGAGUCUGCCAAGCCAGACAACAAAAUUAGGGUUUUUCUUUUGGAAAUCAACACUUCAUCAUUCAGAAAUGCAAGGCUUCAAGUUUUAUUUGAAAUCCAGAAAUCGGAAGUGCAGGCAGCCACUGUGCUAAGCGCUGCUGAUAAAGGAGAGGGUAGCUUAGGUGAUUUGAAAUGGCAAGCUUAUAUCGCCACUAGCAGAUUGUACCCAAAGAGCGGCAACCGAGUCAAGUUCAUUACCAACGAUGCCGAAUGGAACGAUUGGUUACAUAUCUGUAACGCUUCAAAAGACAAAGUUUGCGGUCUGAAGCUAGUAAUGGAGAACCCCACUUUGGCUCAACGAAAAAAAAGAAAGGUGCGUGUAACCGUUCAUUGCACAAUCAAUUGGCUAAUUUUUGGGCUUUGGAAGAACGAAGCCGUUUUGAUUGAAGCAGCCAAGAUCACCCGUCGUCAUGAUCGCAAACAAAAACAAAAACUUUCAAAGAAAACCCACUGUGGUGGUGACCAAGGUCUGACAGCAGAAGAACUAGCCCUAGACGAUGAUCCAGAACCUCCAAGUCCAAGUGAUAGUUCAUUGGAAUCUUGCGAAAGCACUGGAGGUGAUACUGACACUGAUGCGGUGAAAAUUGUGGCCGAUUUGAUUUACAAACACAACCCGAUCAAACCCAGCUACCAUCAGUCCAUCCCAGUUUAUGUGGACCCAAAGGAGACUGACCGAUUUUUUUACAUCACUGCCGGGAUGUCUAGAAUCUGGGCAAAGGAGAAGCUGGUCUGUGAUUCUAAAGGAACGCAGGUAGUCACAACCUGUAUACCACCAAAAGCUGGAAUUCAAUGGUUGAGCCAAUCCGCUGAACAACUCAAGCGUAAGAAGCCUGGUUCUAGUGGGGACUCCGCCAUCACCGACAUGCUCAAGCAUAUCAUGGGUUCUAUUGUACAACCACCCAUUGAUGCAGCCGAAGGGAGUACUAGCACGUCUUUGUCUGCUCCAAUAGCAGAUUAUCUGAUUUUUUGUGGUAUAAAGGAUGAGGACCGAUCAAUUGAGGCUUGUCUGACUGAGGCAGGUUUGGAUCAGUACACUCUUUUCAACAGAGAGUUCCUGCCUCGCAAGGAUUUACUCAAAUUGAAUCUGGUUCCAGGUGUAGUCACUAGAUUGUACAUGAAUGUAAAGGCUUUUGCCAAACACUUGAAUGAGUCUAACAUUCAAUAAGAUAAUUUUUAAGAAUUCAAACUAUUAUUAUUAAUUGUGUUUCCCUGUAUAUAUCCACAUGGUAAUUUCAAGUGAUCGCAAAUGUCUGGAUAUUUCAAAUUGGGUUUCAAAUUAUCCUUUAUCAUUGUAAUCUUGUGUCUUGUGUGUGUAUCUCAGUUUGUAUCAAUCUUAUCUUUGAUUAUGUAGGUUCUUAGUUGACUGGUCUGCCCAUCCUAUUGUACUUUACAUUAUCAUUAACUGAAUAAUGCGAAAUGAUUGAUUUGUUGUGU
This is a messenger RNA of Melampsora larici-populina 98AG31, 1703 nucleotides long. RefSeq lists its product as uncharacterized. Lineage: Eukaryota; Fungi; Basidiomycota; Pucciniomycetes; Pucciniales; Melampsoraceae. The record is from RefSeq and is a predicted model, not a curated record. The transcript is spliced from 4 exons. The coding region runs from base 100 to 1434 and encodes 444 amino acids.